AUUUGGUUCCCCAAAACUAUCCUCGAUUGCUCUGGUAUCUUACCCUCAACAUCCUACACGACCAGUCAUGGCUCCUUCGAGGUUUGAUCACGGCACAUUGAACACGAACUAUAGUAGCAUUCAUUCUCACGAGGCAUUCAUUGGGGACUACCAGGUCAUGUACACUCCUGGUUCAACCUCUCCGCAAUUCGAUCGUGUCAAGAAGUCCACUCGCUUCAGCAAGACUGCUUCGUCCAAGUCCCAGAAUCCCAGCCAGUCCUUCAUGCUGCCGACCAACAUCCCCAAUACCUCUCAGAUCAUGCCAGACCACGGUUCACUGCCAAAUGUCCAAAUCCACUACGCUAUCCCCGCCGAUGAAAAACAAAUUGUCGCGUCUUUGCGCACUCUCCAACGCGACCUCAAUGAAGCAAUGCAAACCAUCAAUUCCCUGACCCGCGAACGAGACGAUGCCCUUCUUGAGCUUAGGUUGCUCCGUGCUGCUUCCAAAAAACAAAACACCCCAGCAAAGAAGACCAAGACAGCGUCACGUGUGGAGGAAGAACUAUUUGAUAUCAGUAGAUCCAUGUCGUCUCCUCCUAGAUCUCCUGUUCGAAGGACGUCCAUGAAAGACACGUCUGCGGGCACCAAAGAUGCUCCGAAGACCACUAACUCUGAUGACGCCCGAGUUCUUUCUCCUGUCGUCAACAGACAAAUCUCACCAGCACCGGAAAAGCGACCGACCAGCAAGUCAGAUGUCGCUGCUAAGAGCAAAUCACAAUCCUACCAACGACCCACAGUCCAUGACACCGAAAACAGCGCCAUUGAAGACCCCACCGCCGCGUCAAAUACCUCACGCCGACGGCGCCGCCCGUCCCUUGACGAAAACAUGACUUCGGCAUAUAUCUUGCCCGAUAUUACAAUGAGUCAGCCGGUGAGGUCAACAAGAAUUCAAGUGUCACAAGAGGCUCAAAGUGUUCUGCAUCGUCAUGGCGACCCCGAGCACAUUGGUAACUGUACCGUCUGUCAACGCCUCACGGCUAGAAAACCAAGACAGGUUACGCAGCCUACACGCUCCACCCCUGCCCACGCUGCUGAAAAGACCGAUUUCACGGCUCAAAUUACCCAGCUCAUGAAAGACGCGAUGCUGGAGGAGCCCACCUUACGUCCCAAGAUCAACCCCUGGCAUGCCCUUGCUAACGUCAAGAAACUUUUGAUGGACCAAUUCGAAGAGGCAAAAAACAAGCAUGCUCAGGCCUGGGAGAAGUACGAUGCGAUUGAGGCACCCUUGAACAGCAAGAGACAUGCCGCUGCUAGUCAAGACUUGUUUUACUGGUCCAAGAAGAUGGAAGAGUGUCGCAUCAAUCUGGACCAGCUGAGAGAUGUAGAGGAGGGAAUGAAAGAGCAAGAAAGUGGGGUAUGAAGCUCGUGCUACGGCGAUUGACAAUGCUACGAAGCUGGAGUUGUUGCGGGUGUAAUGCAAAAGAGACUGAUGUUGAGAAAGUCAUGUCUCAAAGGCUAUGCUGGGCGGAUAUGUUAACGAAUUGCUCUCCAUGUCUGGGUUCCUUGCUGGUAUUGGAAAAGCCUAGACUGUGCAGGUCUUCAUUUUGGAAAUGAACGUUUCGGAAGGCCCACCGGUUCGCUUGGGAUAUCGGCCGGAAAAUAGAAAUCUGGCUCUGAGAUACCAGGGAGAACCUCGUUUUGCUUUGCAAGCAUGCGAAGCAAAUUUUCUUGUUUUUCCGUAUCUGGGAACCUCUUUCAAUAACUCUUUUGCCAUGGUUUGCAGGAGAAUGUGUCUCGAGAUGGACACUUCACCAUGGGAAUCUAUCAUUCACACAUUGCUCGUCCGUUCCAUGAUCGAUGAUACGAGAGCCAUCCAACGC
Messenger RNA from Cladophialophora immunda, 1859 nucleotides. RefSeq lists its product as uncharacterized. The record is from RefSeq and is a predicted model, not a curated record. The coding region runs from base 68 to 1399 and encodes 443 amino acids. Lineage: Eukaryota; Fungi; Ascomycota; Eurotiomycetes; Chaetothyriales; Herpotrichiellaceae. The transcript is spliced from 2 exons.